This is a messenger RNA of Mizuhopecten yessoensis (Yesso scallop), 4586 nucleotides long. RefSeq names its product DENN domain-containing protein 5B-like. Bases 24 to 4034 code for a protein of 1336 amino acids. NCBI's taxonomy places the organism in Eukaryota, Metazoa, Mollusca, Bivalvia, Pectinida, Pectinidae. Gene Ontology annotation, molecular function: small GTPase binding; guanyl-nucleotide exchange factor activity. The record is from RefSeq and is a predicted model, not a curated record. The transcript has 26 exons.
CACACGAGGGAUCAGGCGACGGGAUGACAAACCAGGGUAACCCCAGUCGAUUUGCCGACUACUUCGUGGUCUGUGGGCUGGACGUGGGGUCGGGAUUGGAGCCGGAUACACUAUCAGGUGACAAUUUACAGUGUCCUCCCCUUGACCGACCAUUCAAGUCUAAAGUGUUACUACACUUUCCUCAGUCAGUGCCAUGGAGUCCCUUCGACAAAGAUGCCGUGGGCAUGCUCAGCUUGCCAAAAGGAUUAAUAUUUCGAACACAAAAAGAUUCACAUCGACCUAAGUUUCAUUCCUUUAUCAUCACAAAAGAAGAUGGAAGCCGUAACUUUGGGUCAGCCUUUACCUUCUACGAGGAGGUUAAUGACAGGAAAAUUAGUGCUGCUAUGCAGACGCUGCAGCACAUGUACCAGGCGGAAGUGGCCAGUUGUUCCAUGGAUAGUGGACGCUCCUCACGGGACACUAGUCCUCGACCCGGACACCACCAGCGACAAACCAGUCCAAGGGACAGUGCCCGCAUUUAUGACCCACAGAAGGACAAACUUUUUGUGACGAAGACAAUCUGUCUGAUCACUCAGAUGCCAUUUGUGAGAGCAUCUCGACAGUUCCUGCGACAGUUGUAUGAAGCUGUGUCAAAGCCAUCAGAAACACACUUGCCUUUGGAGAGCUACAUCUAUAACAUUCUGUACGAGGUUCCAUUACCUCCUCCUGGUCGCAGCCUCAAAUUCUAUGGUGUAGAGAUGCCUAUCUUCUGUCAGAGGCCAAUGGAUUGGCGAGAGGUGAAAGGUGUGAGUGAGCUACCCUUAUUUGAUUUCUCCCUCUGGGACUUGUUCCGAUCCCUAGAAGUGAGGGACAUCAUCCAACUCUUCACCAGUGUCUUACUCGAACACCAGAUCCUUAUCUAUGCAUCCGAUUACCAGAGACUGAUGUUGGUGGCAGAGUGUAUGAACACGCUGGUUUUCCCAUUUGCAUGGCAGCACGUUUAUGUGCCAAUCUUGCCAGCGUCUCUGACACACUUCCUGGAUGCUCCGGUUCCAUUCAUUAUGGGACUUCACCAUGGCCGUGAGAACCGUUCUGAGUUAGAACUUCCAAGUGAGGCUAACAUGUGUUUUGUGGACUUGGAUGAGAAGACUGUUGAUGUGCCAGAAGAGCUGCCAAGGUUUCCCCACCUCCAGGAGUUGACCGAAGAGCUCAUCAAUGUGUGUAGUAUCCAUCGGACACGACUAUACCGGGAAAAGGUGGAGACUGCUAAGACCGACCCUGCAGUAAAUCCUAAACAGGCCAGUCCCCGUCGCAGUCUCAGUAAGGAGGAUGCACUAAAAACUAACAAAAUGGAGAUUCUUCAGCAGAGUGAAGCCUUUGCUAAGAUAUCUGCACUUGCUAAGAAAACAGGGGUGUGGUCGUCUAUUGAAGAGUUCUCGGACAUGCCGAGCAAGGACAGUAAGGAGGCAGGAUCACGUGACCCAUCGUCCAUGAGUGUGAAGGAAAUAGAGGACCUUAAGUUCAACAAUACGGUGCGUGAGAUUUUCCUAAACCAUUUCCUACACCUGUUCAGUUCGUACGAGACAUUUGUGAUUCAACCUAACCAGGACAUGGAUGCCUGGUUAAAUAACCGAGAGUCGAUGCAGAACUUUGACAAGGCAGCAUUCCUUAGUGACCAGCCAGAGGGCUAUCUCCCAUUUUUAUCAUCCUUUACAGAGACGCAGAUGUUUACAACGAUGGUAGACAAUAAAAUUCUAAGUCAAUGGGAAGACCAAGAACCACAGCUGCGAGUGUUUGAUUCCAGGCUUAAGAUACUGAAGGAAAUCUUAGGAGAAAAUAUCACCCACACCUACUCACAAUGUACAACUCUAGUAGAUACAGAGACAAUGCUACAAAAGCGUGUGAUCUACAUAGACCAUGUGUCCCCUAAGCCACACAGCCUGGAGGACCAGGAGAACACUGCACCCCAGGAGCCGGGCAUCUUCCCCAAACUAGAUGCAGAGAUUCUCAACAAGGAACCUACAGCUGUGAAAGGGAAAUCUAGGGAAGGAGCCAAGUGGAGACGGAAGGACCGUCUGAUGCAGCACUCUGAACACAUCAAGCUGAACUCGGACCAGCGUGAGGCUCUAGCACAGAGGCAUGCCAAAAUGUGGCUCAAAUACAUGCAGGAGGCGAGGACUAAAGGUCUGCGUCAACCUAAGCUUUCUGACAUGUCCGCAGCGAGUAUGGCCCAGACCAACUGGAAGUUUGUGGAGACACUCUUACAGGAGUGUAAGUCUAAGACAAAGCGUAUGUUGGUGGAUAAGAUGGGCCAUGAGGCAGUGGAACUUGGACACGGUAACAUCACAGGAGUGGAGGAAAACACCCUCAUAGCCAGCCUGUGUGAUCUACUGGAGAGGAUCUGGGGACAUGGUAUACAGUUUAAAAAGGGAAAGUCGGCACUGUGGUCCCAUUUAAAGAGUUUCCAGGAGUUAGAGGAGUGUAACCAAGGCAACAAGUUCCUCGACACUAACCUGCUAUCACCAGGGGAGGUAACUCAUCCUACCCCCAAUGACAACUGGUUGGAGUGGGAACAAAGUCGGUGUAUAGAAGAACGGCCGGAGUUGGCCAUGAACAAGGCGGACUUGUCGUCUGUAGUUGAUGUGUAUCUAUCGAUCUGUAAUAUGUCGGGGAUGUCAAUAACAGAUGGGACCCGCUCACUGGAACGUAAAACUCACCGUCGUAAAGGUAGCACUGGGAGAAUAGAGUUACCUACCUUGAACCCGCUUCCCUCAUCAAUAACAUUUGAUUUAAGGAAGGUACAACAGAUGACAGAGAUCCGGACUGAUGUGGGAUAUGCACGAGCCUGGAUCAGACUUGCACUGGAGAAAAAGGUUCUGUCUGCCCAUCUCAAGAUCCUACUAAGCAACAUAGAGCUUCUCAGGAGCCUAUACAAGCGGUAUGCCUUCCUGAGGUGUGAGGACGAGAGAGAACAGUUCCUUUACCACCUCCUAUCUCUCAAUGCUGUUGAUUACUCGUGCUUCACGAACAGCUUCACCAACACAAUGGUCCCCUACAAAAUUCUAAUCUACCCUUGUCCCAAAUUUGGAUGUUCUACAACGAGUGCUAACCCCUGGAUCAACCUGGCAGGCCAGGCUGGAGAGACGGGGGUCACAGAGAUUCCUAAGGGUCUCCUAGAGUUCAACCUCGAGCAUAAAAAUCUAGGUGUGUUGACCACACUACGGAUUGGUCAUGACAACAGUGGUAUGACACCUCGAUGGCUAGUCGACUACGUACUGGUACGCAACGAUCUCACAGGGCACGUGUACAAGUUUAACUGUGGUCGAUGGCUAGGAAAGGGUGUCGAUGAUGGGAGUACAGAGCGCCUCCUAGUGGCAGAAAUUAUCCCUAAAACAUCAGACAUGGACGGACUGGACCUAGCUGUGCUGGCAUCCUCAUCCCCGAGGAGUAUGUCACCUAAUUCACCCAAGAAAUCCUCAGAUCAGAAUUUGAAAAUUCCAAUGAUACAAGAAAUGCUGGGCCAUGCUAUCAACAAUCUAGUCAAACAUUAUUACAAGCCUGAGAAGGAGCGUGGCAGCCUGACUUUCCUGCUAUGUGGGGACCGGGGAUUGGUACACUGUAUGGAGCUGGUUUUCCAGAGUGGUUUCCGAUCCUCACGACUCUUUAGGAACAAGUUCUUCAUCUGGGAUUAUCUAGAGAAGGUGAAGGGCCACUUUGAGUGUGUAUUAAGUGGAGAAGUGAGACGCCCAAUGUCAGAGGGAGCCAAAGCUGGCUACUGGCUCUUCUGUAACAUCCUUAGUAAGAUCAACAGUGCUGCAGAGACUGUGGGCAAGGAUGGAAAGUUCCAGAUCUUUGUUUGUGUGGGCAUCAGGGACCAUGUGAUACAGAAAAUGCUUCCUCUGAUUGCCAACACACCAGUGACAGCCACUAUGUUUGAAGAACACUCAUUCUUCCGUGAUCCUAGCCUGACCAACUACCUCGUACACAUCCUGGGCACGCUGGACGAGUUCCACAUUGUACUGGAGGCGUCACUUUUACGUGGAUUAAACAUUUAACACUGGAGACACCAUCCUUACAUGGACUGGUUAAACCUUACAUGGACUGGUUUAACCUUACAUGGACUGGUUAAACUUUACAUGGACUGGUUUAACCUUACAUGGACUGGUUUAACCUUACAUGGACUGGUUUAAACUGGAGUAAGUCAACAAGAAGAUUGUAUAGUCAUCACUAAGAAACAUGGUCCAAACUUUAAAGGAUUAUCAACUUAGGGUUUGAUCUAUUCUAGUCCAACUUUCUUAAAUGAAAUCUAAGUGGAAGUGAUUAGGUAGCCAUACAGCAGAUAUUUACUACAGUUAUACUACAGAGCCUUCAACCACUACAGCUAUACUACAGAGCCUUAAAUCACUACAGCUAUACUACAGCUAUACUACAGAGCCUUCAACCACUACAGCUAUACUACAGAGCCUUAAACCACUACAGCUAUACUACAGCUAUACUACAGAGCCUUAAACCACUACAGCUAUACUACAGAGCAUUCAAUCACUACAGAUAUACUACAGCUAUACUACAGAGCCUUCAAUCACUACAGCUAUACUACAGAGCCUUCA